AGUUCAAGCGGCGUACCCGUGGAUCCCUCAACCAAAGGCCGACUCCGAACAGUCAUAUCGAGCCAGCCCUUGAUAAGGUCAACGGCCCGAUCAGCCUGCCUUUGCAAAUCCACCCGACAUUUCGACAGAGACCCUUCUUCUACUCAACUUUUUUGACCAGCUCCUCGACGCAACCAAGUCUCGUACCGGCAGCCGCGACUCGCAUCCAGCGCCCUGGGUGCUAUCUUAGCGCAGCGGCCAGGCUAGCUUGACAUAAGUAUUUCGACAUCUUGGCAUGACGCCGAACAUGGAAGCAGUCCCGACGCCGAUGGUGACCGAGCUUGUACAUCACAAGCAACCGCAUCGCCGCCGAUCCUCAGCUUCCUCAAACACCUCGACUACCAACCGCCGCUUCAGCUCCCACUCCAUAUACGCCCGAUCUGUAAUGAGCAAACUCACCAUCCCUCUCGACACCGCAAAGCAGCCAAACACAAACACCGACAACGACCUCACUCCCCGCGCCUCAUCCGCUGAGCCCAAAUUUCCUGCAGUUGCGCCUGCAAAGAACGUGCAGGCUCUCAAGGAGCGCGCACUUCAGAAUGGCGAACUAAAGGCUGUACCGAACCCAGUCCAACAACAACACCACAAUGGCAGUCUGGUCACGAAGGAUGGUGUGGGCGCUGCCUUGAGUGACACCCCACUGCCAUCCGUUCCCGGAAGCCCGCGGGACGCCUUAACUCGCAACAGCUCCGCCGUGUCAACCCCUCGAUUACGGCCUACUACGCUCGAUAUCCCCGGCCUGACCAAGUCCAAGGUCUCCCCCGACGGCAAGAUCGCACAGCGGGAUGUCGGCUCCAAGCUCGUCAUCGUCAUGGUCGGACUGCCCGCGCGAGGCAAGUCAUACAUCACAAAGAAAAUGGCACGGUACUUGAACUGGCUGCAGCACGACACCAAGAUUUUCAAUGUGGGAGAGAAGCGGAGAGUAGCUGCGAGCCACAGUGGGUUUCGGCUGUCGCAAGCGAACCUCGAGCGGGUCUCUUCGUCCGUCAAGCAGGCCAUUGAGGAGCAUCAGGACACACUGCCGCAAAUCGCUGCGAAAAUUCUUAUCAAUGGCGACCCCGCGCACGAUGGGCCCGUAGACCCACAGAACCUGCCGGACCCACGCCGGGGGAGCACGGCCAUUGCGGAGGAUGACGAAGAGGGCCCAUCACUACCACCACCACGGGUUGAGGUCACAUCGCCAGGCCCAAAGGGGCCGUCACCAAACAAUGAGGCGGUGGAGGAGGAGAACGAGUCCAUGGAUCAGUCCGCGGACUUUUUCGACCCACAAAACCAACGGGCGGCGGCACUGCGAGAACAAUGCGCAAUGGAGACUCUAGACGACCUGCUCGACUACAUUCUGAAGGGCAGUGGCUCUGUGGGCAUUUUUGAUGCAACCAACAGCACACUCGCGCGGCGCCAGCAGAUCAUGGAACGGAUACGGAACCGCGCCGGGCCAGAACUCAACGUCCUGUUCGUCGAGAGCGUAUGUCGGGACCAGAACCUGCUCGAAUCCAAUAUGCGCCUGAAGUUAUCGGGCCCAGACUACGCGGACAAGGACCCAGUCGCAGCAUUGGCCGACUUCAAGAAGCGAGUGGCUAUCUACGAGAAGAACUACGUUCCGAUUGGCGACUACGAGGAAGACAACAACAUGCCUUACGUCAAGAUGGUGGAUGUUGGUCGGAAGAUGAUCUCGCACCAGAUCAAGGGCUUCCUCGCUGGCCAAGCCGUCUACUACCUCCUUAACUUCAACCUCGCACCGCGCAUGAUCUGGAUAACAAGGCACGGCGAGUCAGCGGACAACGUGGCUGGAAAGAUUGGCGGCGACUCCGACCUUAGUGAGAACGGACAAAAGUACGCAAAGGCGAUGACACGCUUUAUUGCAGCUCAGCGCAAGGACUGGGCCGUCCGGCAGGCAGACAAGAUGGCCAACACUCACUUCCCCCCAGUAGCAGGCGACCACACCCCUCCGAACCCGUACUACAGCCACGAGCUCGAACAACGCAACUUCUGUGUGUGGACAUCCAUGCUCAAGCGCGGUAUCCAGACAGGGCAAUAUUUUUGCGAUGAAGACUUCGAAGUCAAGCAGAUGCGCAUGCUGGACGAGCUCAACGCAGGCCUCAUGGAGGGUCUGACCUACGAAGAGAUCCGCACAAAGUACGCAGACGAGUACCUCCAACGGCGACGCGACAAGCUCGCCUACCGAUACCCUGGCCCCGGCGGCGAAGGCUACCUCGACGUCAUCAACCGCAUCCGCCCCGUCAUCGUAGAGCUCGAGCGCAUGACGGACCACUGCCUGCUCAUCACACACCGAAGCGUAGCCCGCGUGCUACUCGCAUACUUCCAGGGCCUCAAGCGCGAGGACGUGGCUGAUCUGGACUGCCCACUGGGUAUGCUGUACCAGCUCGAGCCUAAGCCCUACGGCGUAGAGUUCAAGGCCUGGCGAUACAACUCCGAGACGGAUGACUUUGAUCAUUUGCCGGAUUACAAGCUCAGGCGUGCGCCUACACUGGCAAACAACUAGGAGCGAUUGUCGUUUGAUUGGGAUUAGAAGAGAUGAGUGGGAUGGUGGGUUGCCAUUACAUUUCGUGGGUUCGUGUUCUCUCCCUAAUGCCCGCCCUCUUUUCACGGCACUUUUGACGCUUGGUUGCGAUGCUUCAUGAGUAUACAUGACGUUUAUGGGCAUUUACAGGCGUCUUCCCUUUUCAUCAUUCUUUGCGUAGAUGGUAUGGCGUAUGAUAGAUUGAUGAACGAGUGGAUGGAUGAUGCAAUGAUGAUUAGACCUUGUCGUCUUCACUUCACUCAAAAUCCAGUGCACUAGACCGCAU
This is a messenger RNA of Alternaria rosae, 2846 nucleotides long. RefSeq names its product 6-phosphofructo-2-kinase-domain-containing protein. Gene Ontology annotation, cellular component: cytosol. Gene Ontology annotation, biological process: fructose metabolic process; fructose 2,6-bisphosphate metabolic process. The transcript is spliced from 3 exons. Lineage: Eukaryota; Fungi; Ascomycota; Dothideomycetes; Pleosporales; Pleosporaceae. Bases 275 to 2542 code for a protein of 755 amino acids. Gene Ontology annotation, molecular function: 6-phosphofructo-2-kinase activity; ATP binding. The record is from RefSeq and is a predicted model, not a curated record.